Messenger RNA from Melozone crissalis (California towhee), 642 nucleotides. It is a transcript of the gene MRPL49, whose product is annotated as mitochondrial ribosomal protein L49. Gene Ontology annotation, cellular component: mitochondrial large ribosomal subunit; ribosome. Lineage: Eukaryota; Metazoa; Chordata; Aves; Passeriformes; Passerellidae. Gene Ontology annotation, biological process: translation. Gene Ontology annotation, molecular function: structural constituent of ribosome. The record is from RefSeq and is a predicted model, not a curated record.
GGAGGAGGAGAAGGAGGAGCCAAGAUGGCGGCGAUGGCGGCGCUGGGCCGGAGGCUGCGGGCGCUGGGCCGGGGGGUCAGGGGGGUGCAGACAUUUUUUGGAUUUUUUGGGGUCCCCACAGACCCCUCCCGCUACGAGGAGUCCACCGAGUUCGGGUUCGUGCAGCGCCUGCUGCCCCGCCGCAUCCCCGACCCCCCCCCGCACCCCAAAUACCCCACCCCGUCCGGAUGGAGCCCCCCCAAAGGUCCCCCCCCCGAGCUGCCCUACUUGGUGCGCCGUUCCCGCCUGCACAACCUGCCCGUGUACGAGGGGCAGCGCCAGGGCCGGCGCCUGACGGAGCUGCGCCGCAUCCACGGCGACAUCUGGGCGCUGCAGCGGGACCUGGGGGCGUUCCUGGGGUCCCUGGGCGUCCCCGAGGUGGCGGCGCAGGUGAACGAGGUGACGGGGACGCUGCGGCUGCGGGGGCACUGGGGGGAUCAGGUGAGGCAAUGGCUGCUCCAGAGGGCUUCUAGGGAGCCCCAAACUGCUGGGGACCCCCAAAAUCUGCCCCAGGACCCCCAAAGAUUUGGGGGAGUCAAAGAUCUGCAAGGGGACCCCGAAGUCUGCGAGGGAUCGGCUGUGGGAACACCUGGAGCUGCUUGA